CCAAACAAACAAAGUUAUCUUAAGUUCUUAACAAAUAAAAUGCAGUGCCCUGUGCCCGAAUAUUUAUAAUUUUAUACCUGAUUCCUGAACCUCAGAACCUGAUACGGUGAGGUGAGCAGAGAAUCAGAGAGAGGCUGAGGCGGUUCAGCUGGAGACUAGAGAGAGGCGGAGAGCAGAGACUAGAGAGAAAGGUCCUGGACGUGAGUGUAAACUGCUUAGCCCGUUAGGGAGUGAAUGCCCUUGAAUUACCUGGCAAUUGAUUUUGGCGGGUGGGUUAUAUUGGCUAUAUUCUAGAGAGGAUCAUGACCUGUUGUCCUACGCAUUCAACAAGAAGAAUCAUUUGGGUCAAAAAGUAACUCAAGAUGGACAGUGAAGUGAGUCAUCAGCCAAAGCUGGAACGUUCAAGGACAAGGUGGACACCAUCCCUCGACAAGAUAUUUGCGGACUUGGUUGUUAAGCAUAUACAACUAGGGAACAGACCAAACAAUGUUUUUGACAAGAAAACAUGGAAUCUCAUUCGCGAAGAAUUUAAUAACCAAACUGAUCUCAACUUCAAUAACAAUCAAUUGAGGAAGCACCUGGAUGUUCUGCGGACACGCUUCUAUAAUCUGAAAUCAGCUCUUGAUCAAAAUAAUGACUUUGCUUUGGAUGAUUCGUGUUGCAUUGGGUUUGACCUGUGGGAAGAUAUUGGGGCACAGCCUAGGCCUGAAAUGGUCAAAGUCAAGGACUGCCCAAUAUAUGAGCAGCUAUGUGUAAUAUUCACAGAUUCGGCGGCUGAAGGGAAAUAUGCACAAUCCAGUCACUAUGAAGAGUUGGACAAGUCUGCUGGAAUAGAUAAUGCAGGAUUGAAUUCAUGUCAGGAUGGUGGAACCCCACUUUCUGCAAACCCAUCAUCAUUGAAACCUGCGCAAGGAAUCAUGUCAUCAGCAGAAAGGACAAUGAAGAAUAAUGUGGAGAAAAAAAGGAAGCGUCCAUCUGAGACACACUCUUCUUCGGGUCAAAGCCGAAAGGAUCAAGAAAUAAAUAAUGCUAUGGCGGAAGCCAUGUUUGAAAUGGUUGCUGCUUUGAAGUCUAGGGCAGUUGCAAAAGCACCUAGUGAUGAGAGAUUUACCAUCACUAAUUGCAUUAGAGCACUGGACGAGAUACAGGGCAUUGAUGAAACUCUCUAUUUUGCUGCAUUGGACCUCUUUGAGGACCCCAAUUUAAGGGAAACAUUCAUCUCUCUGAAAGGCAACAACAUCCGGUUGACAUGGUUGCAAGGGAAGUAUGGUAAAACAGCCUGCAGUUAGUUUUGGGGACUGUGCGACUUUUUGGCUAAUUUGGGAAAUGUAAAUGUCAGUUUUAGUAUUAUAAUUUUGCUCUAGUGAACUAGAUUGUUCAUAAUAUGUUUUCUUUUUUGUGGGGAAAUAGUUUGUUUAUAAAUGAUGCUAAUCAUAUUUUCUGUUAUAGUUUGGUUCAUGAUUAGUUUCAUGAUUCA
This is a messenger RNA of Quercus lobata, 1477 nucleotides long. RefSeq names its product L10-interacting MYB domain-containing protein-like. NCBI's taxonomy places the organism in Eukaryota, Viridiplantae, Streptophyta, Magnoliopsida, Fagales, Fagaceae. Bases 363 to 1289 code for a protein of 308 amino acids. The transcript has 5 exons. The record is from RefSeq and is a predicted model, not a curated record.